Messenger RNA from Camelus dromedarius (Arabian camel), 3886 nucleotides. RefSeq names its product pellino E3 ubiquitin protein ligase 1 (gene PELI1). Gene Ontology annotation, biological process: protein K48-linked ubiquitination; regulation of Toll signaling pathway. The record is from RefSeq and is a predicted model, not a curated record. Gene Ontology annotation, molecular function: protein binding; ubiquitin protein ligase activity. The transcript is spliced from 13 exons. Lineage: Eukaryota; Metazoa; Chordata; Mammalia; Artiodactyla; Camelidae. The coding region runs from base 776 to 2032 and encodes 418 amino acids.
GCCCUGGGGAAACGUUUCCCUGCAUCUUUUGCCCUGCAUCCAAAUGCCAUCACGGAUAGUGGGUAUUGCUGCUGUGAACUUCAGAGAUGGAUACUGCUUCAGAGGGUGGAUAGGAGUUGAGUAGCUAAAGCACUUAGAAAGCCUGGUUUCAUGCACUUAAGCGUGCCGCAACAUUUGAUACAACUGAAACUUGUGGUUGAUUGCUGUCUGCUUCCCCCGACAAACAUAAAGAAGCCUUAGGAGAGAAGAGCCACAUCUCCCUUAUUCACCACUUGCCAGCCAUGUUCAAGAUUGUUGUUCAAUAAGGAUUUGAAUGGAUAAAUCAACGCAUGUUGAUCUAAGCCAGAAGACUUCAGGUUGAGGAAAGCCAGGAAUAUAAAAGCUAAGAGAAAUUUCCCAGCUCAGAUCAUCUGAAAGAGUAGAUAGUGCCCAAAUGCGUUUCACUGACCUAUAAUACAAGGUGGCUGACACUGAUCUGGAGCUCGGAAUACAUCCGUGAACAAAAUAAACAGAUCCCUGUCCUUAUGGAGAUUACAUUAUAGGUGGGAAACGGAGAAUGAACCAUAAACAAAACAAGAAUGUUGGCCACUAGGGAGAAACACCAAACAAGCAUUGAAUGAGUACCCUCCCACUAGGAAGAAGGCUAUUUGUCUUUCAUGGUGAGUUGAGAAGAGUACUAGCCAUCAGUGAACUCCCAGGAGUAAAGGAAAUAAUGCAAAAGGUGUCCCAAGGCUCCUGACCAGUGAACAGAGAUUUGAGAAAAACAGCCAAGCUCAUGUUUUCUCCUGAUCAAGAAAAUCAUCCAUCCAAAGCACCAGUAAAAUAUGGUGAACUCAUUGUCUUAGGGUAUAAUGGGUCUCUCCCAAACGGCGAUAGAGGAAGGAGGAAAAGUAGGUUUGCUUUGUUUAAAAGACCUAAGGCAAAUGGGGUGAAGCCCAGCACUGUGCAUAUUGCUUGUACUCCUCAGGCUGCAAAGGCAAUAAGCAACAAGGACCAGCAUAGCAUAUCAUACACUUUAUCUCGGGCCCAGACAGUGGUGGUUGAAUAUACUCAUGACAGCAACACUGAUAUGUUUCAGAUUGGUCGGUCGACUGAAAGUCCCAUUGAUUUUGUGGUAACUGACACAGUUCCUGGAAGUCAAAGUAAUUCUGAUACACAGUCAGUGCAAAGCACCAUAUCAAGAUUUGCCUGUAGAAUCAUAUGUGAACGGAAUCCCCCCUUUACAGCACGGAUUUAUGCUGCAGGAUUUGACUCAUCAAAAAACAUCUUUCUUGGGGAGAAGGCUGCCAAAUGGAAGACAUCAGAUGGACAGAUGGAUGGCUUGACCACUAAUGGCGUUCUUGUUAUGCAUCCACGCAAUGGGUUCACGGAAGACUCCAAGCCUGGAAUAUGGAGAGAAAUAUCAGUGUGUGGAAAUGUAUUCAGCCUGCGUGAAACCAGGUCAGCUCAGCAGAGAGGAAAAAUGGUGGAAAUUGAAACCAAUCAGUUACAAGAUGGCUCACUAAUUGACCUCUGUGGUGCAACAUUGCUGUGGCGUACUGCAGAAGGCCUUUCCCACACUCCUACAGUGAAGCAUUUAGAAGCUUUAAGACAGGAAAUCAAUGCAGCGCGACCUCAGUGCCCUGUAGGGUUCAACACACUAGCAUUUCCUAGUAUGAAGAGGAAAGAUGUUGUUGAUGAAAAACAACCAUGGGUGUAUCUAAACUGCGGCCAUGUGCAUGGCUAUCAUAACUGGGGAAACAAAGAAGAACGUGAUGGAAAAGAUCGUGAAUGUCCUAUGUGUAGGUCUGUUGGUCCCUAUGUCCCUCUGUGGCUUGGAUGUGAAGCUGGAUUUUAUGUGGACGCCGGCCCUCCAACCCAUGCGUUUAGCCCAUGUGGGCAUGUGUGUUCAGAAAAGACAACUGCCUAUUGGUCCCAGAUCCCACUUCCUCAUGGUACUCAUACUUUUCAUGCAGCCUGUCCCUUUUGUGCACAUCAGUUGGCUGGUGAACAAGGCUACAUCAGACUUAUUUUCCAAGGACCUCUAGACUAACAGACAGUUGUCCUCCAGGACUGCAUUAUAAAUUUAUAAGCUAAGUGAUUUGCGGUUUCCAACCUAUUGUCCAUGUCACAGUUUUUCUGCUCUGGUCAUUUGCAUUAAGAUGAAGAAUUUUUUUAAACAUUUAUAAUAAAUAGUAGCAAUUUCUGAGCAAAAAUCUGAGAAACUCAAGCAGAGGAAUUUCCGAAAGUACCAGACUUCUGAAUUCUGAGUUUUGAAAAUAUAUUUUGAGGAGAAAAAGACAUAGUCUAAUUUGAUGCCUUCAUUUUAGUGUUUUUGAAUCACCCAUCCUCGGUGUUGAAAAUUUGUUUUGUAUAACUGAGGGUACUGUUGGUUCAAACUAUGUUAGUUUACAGUUUGUUGCAAACAUUGUAAAAUACAGCAACAUGUAUAUUAACUUUUUUUCUAUUUAUCUUUAUUAUGGAAAAUAUCUUAGAAUGUUCUUGAUAGAGUAGCAUGGUAAUGAUGGUCUCACACUCUUGGUGUGAAUGGUAGUUUAGCAAGCAUAGCUCAAGGAUUUGCAAGGUUAGAAAGAAGGACAGGAGAGCCUCUCUCCCCACCCCCAUCUAAAUAUGAAAUUUGGUAAAUUAGAAUACUUUGUAAAAUUCAUAUUAAUUACCAUUGUGUAAGAGGUGUUUGUUUUUAACCACACUGAAGAUGAUCGGGAAAGAUUUUUUCCUUAAUGUUUCUCUUGAGUGUAGUACUAUAACAAAAACUUAAUGCUAAGAAACAUUUUAUAUGCUCCUUUGAAUAUGCAAUUUAAUCUAGAUUAUCUAUUUUUCUCCCAGGAUAACUAAUCUGUUUUUAGUAUCAGCAACAUUUGGCAAGUUUAUUUUUUUGAUAUAAACUGUGGUUCAUCUGUUCACUGUUUCUAGAAAAAAAAAAAAUCAUUCCCAUGAGAAAAAGCAUAAAUUAACCAGAAAGCAGAGUGACUUGAUUUGCUUUUAGAAAAAGAAAUGCUUAAUUAAUUAACUCCUCUGUAUUUGUCCUUAUCCCAGUGUUAAGAAAUUUAGAAAGAUAUAAAGGGUUGAAUGACAGUGCUCUUUUUCUUCUUCUUCUUUUCCUUUUUAAUCUAACAGACCAGCCUUAACUGUGGGCUUGAAUCCUAGAAGGAGAGUUGCCACAGUGUGACUCAAGGAAAUGUUUGGUUGGCAGAUGAGCACCAGUGACAGCCAAGUGGAGGGACAUACUUGCAUGGUCAGUUUAUUCCUUAAUCCCAAAAAGUUCUUUGCUUUCAAAAGCAAGAAAACGUUUCUCCCCCUAGCCUUUUUUUUUUCUUAACACACCAUAAGGAAAGUAUAGACAGUUGCACUACAUCAAACCCUUUGUGACACUUGUAGAAAUCAGCAUACUUUAGAUUAAACAGUAUCUUUUUUUAAUCUUUUGAUUUGUUUUCCUUUAGUUUGAAAAGUUGUAUAAUACUGAAUUGACUGUAGCAAAUUUUCAUAUGUGGUAGCAUAGCUUUAAUUUAUCCUAUUGAAUUUUCUUUUGGUUUUUAAAAAACAAAACCUGUUACUUAGAAGCCAUGAACUAUUUUAUUUUACUUCAACUUGUCAAAAUUUCCUUGUUUUAAAAAAUGAGCAUUUGGGUUCACUCAGGAAAUGCAUGUCAGGAAACUUGUAUUAUAAGUUGACUAGUUGUGAUGUAUCAGUAACUGCUGUUACCCCUUUUUCAAAGAAAUAUCAUUGAUUUUGAAGUUUUCUAGAUUGUCACAUGCUUUGUGACUAAUGCAAGGAAAUCAAGUCCUGUGUUGUAUUUGUUCUAGUCAUUUCUAUUCAGGCUAUAUAUUGUAGCUAUUUUUAUUUGCAAUUAAUUUAUUCAAACUAAGUAAAUACUUUUCAAAAUAGA